CCGAAACUAAAAACCAAUCGAAGUACAGUCAGCGUCUCACUGAUUUAUCUUCUGCUAAGGCGAUAAAUUGAACGCGUGCGAGUGGACAUGAUGCCGACCUUUUACUCAUUCUACCAUAAUACAACAACAAAUCUGAGAGUCUACAACAGAAGCCUGAUCGACUUUGGGAGCCUUAUGUUGGUGAAGGAAGACCUGAAGAAGAACGAGAUGCUGGACUCAGUCCUGCAUGCCAACAUAGACCAUGCUGUGAAAGCUCUGAGCCAGGUGCAACCUUCACGCCUACAGGGGGCAACCCUGCUGAUCACUGGGGAGAGCCUGUUGGUGAAGAUCUGCCCACCAUUAGUUAACAAAACGAAAAUGCACUUUUUGGUCACAACAGUGGAUGGAUGGCCUCAGCUGCACCAGCAAGUAGUCUGCAGUGAUAAAAUAUCAUUGCAAGACAUUAAGGAGUCUCACUUCCUAGGUCACAGAUGCCAAGACCAGCAAAAUUCAUGCCUGCAACAAGCUAGGGAGGUGGUGGCCCAGGGACUGACUCCGAAGCAGUUACAAAUUAGGUGUAACAAGUUGUUUCUCACAUACACAACUGCAGAUGAUAAAAAUGCCAUUAACCCAGAUGUUGACAUCAUCACCAUUCAAACAGAAUGCAAGCUCAGACCUUCAUUAUGCGGUUUUGGGGGGCUUUUAGAAGCUAAAAGCUGGUUAGAGCAAGAAAAGUCAAAGAAACAGGGCCUCAUCUCAUGCAUUGAUUACGUUUUAAAGCAAUACGCUGUAUGCAAAUCAGAAAAUUCUUUUAUAUACAAUUUCAUUAUCCAGAGUGAGGGUGAGAUGGCCAGGAUUGAUAACAAAAGUAAGAGAACUUGCUUUGUGUUCUGCAACUCGGAAGGUGUGUCUAUGUUCCCUCCAUGGUCAUGAACGAGGGUCUUAUCAUUCGUCAUUCAGGUGGGUGAAUCUGACUUUACUGUUUCAUUAAAAAUGGUUUUCAUUGUGUAAUACCUGCAGCAUGAAUGCAGAUUAAUUAUGUUCCAAAGACUACACAUAUUAUAACUGCACAAAAUCGAAACGCAAAAUUUGUCAUCUUUGCAAGCUUGAUACGACAAAGAAGUCUGAUUGAGAUACAUUUACUGAAAUAGCAUGAGCAGGGAGACUUUUUGUACAUUG
Messenger RNA from Scleropages formosus (Asian bonytongue), 1158 nucleotides. RefSeq lists its product as uncharacterized. The transcript is spliced from 3 exons. The record is from RefSeq and is a predicted model, not a curated record. The coding region runs from base 88 to 912 and encodes 274 amino acids. Lineage: Eukaryota; Metazoa; Chordata; Actinopteri; Osteoglossiformes; Osteoglossidae.